This is a messenger RNA of Macadamia integrifolia, 13517 nucleotides long. RefSeq names its product putative disease resistance RPP13-like protein 1. The transcript has 13 exons. Bases 91 to 4548 code for a protein of 1485 amino acids. The record is from RefSeq and is a predicted model, not a curated record. Gene Ontology annotation, molecular function: ADP binding. Lineage: Eukaryota; Viridiplantae; Streptophyta; Magnoliopsida; Proteales; Proteaceae. Gene Ontology annotation, biological process: defense response to other organism.
CUCUGAUUUUGUUGUCCUCUGUUUUUGCUUCUCUCUCUCUCUCUCUCACUCUCUCUCAAAGAGGAACGUUUUUCUCCUUGAAAGAAGAAGAUGUCAAUAUCCUUCCCCUUUCUUCAGGUUGCCUUUGACAAGCUUAGGUCUCCUGAGUUGUUGUACUUGUUUAGGCGAUGGGAAAUCGAGUUGGAUGGAGUGGAGUCACUGCAGAGGUUGUCAGCCGUGAUUCAGGCUUUCUAUGAUGAAGCUGAAGUGAAGCAGUUCACGAACGAUCAUGUGAAACUGUGGCUCCACCCCGUCAAGCAGCUCCUCUAUGAUGUGGAGGAUAUGCUGGAUGACUUUCUUACUGAUCUUCUACACCUGAAAUUAGAAUCUGAAUCUCAGACCACAAACCCUCACCAAACCCGACAGGGAAUUGAGAGGUUUGGAUCAUCAUCAGGAGUGGAUAUCAACAAGAGGUUAAAAAAACUGAAAUUGGAAUCUGAAUAUCAGACCCAACAGUCUGGUGGUACAGAAUCUGCGGUUUAUAACAUCGCUGAAGAGCUGCCAGGAAUUAUACGGCUUGGAUCAAAAGUAAGGGAUAUCAACGAGAAGUUAAAAAGUGUAGUACAAGAAGGUGUUGCUCUAGGAUUAAUGAAUUUGAGCAUGGGAUCUGGGUCCUCAAGGACCAAGGUAUUCAGUGAAAGGCCACCAACGAGUUCUUUGGUGAAUAGUUCUAUUGUUUUUGGCAGAGAUGAAGAUAAGUGGGAGAUUGUUAAAUGGUUGCUAUCAGACAAAACACCAGGCCCCAGUAAAUAUGGUAAUAAUUUCUCGGUGCUACCCAUAGUCGGCAUGGGUGGAGCUGGAAAGACAACUCUUGCUCAACUUGUUUAUAAUGAUGAGACAGUUGAGAGGUUUUUCCAGCUGAAAGCUUGGGUCUGCGUAUCAGAAGACUUUGAUGUGGUGAGGUUAACGAAAGAAAUUCUUGAGUCAGCCACUGGGUCAUCCCCUCCUUAUUAUUCACUGGACCUUUUACAAGUGGAACUGAAAAAAGUAUUGAGCAAUAAAAGAUUUUUAUUGGUUAUGGAUGACAUGUGGAAUGAGGACCACGAGAUAUGGGAUGCCUUAAGGAUCCCUUUUGCAUUUGGUAAACCAGGAAGCAAGAUAUUGGUCACAACACGGAACAAAGGUGUUUCAUCAAUUGUGCGGACUGUUCUGAACGAUUAUGAUCUGAAAGGUCUGUCAGAUGAGGCUUGUUUUGAACUGGUUAGAAGGCACACUUUCAUGGAUGGAGAUUCAUGUGAUGUAGAUAAAAAAUUGAAAUUAUUUGGACAUGAAAUUGUGAAGAAAUGUGAGGGUUUACCUUUGGCUGUAAAGACACUUGCAGGCCUCUUGCAAGAUAAAAGGGAAAACAAUGAGUGGAAAGAUAUUUUGGAAAAUGAAAUAUGGGAUUUACAAGAGACCAAGAUCCUUCCAUCACUCAUGUUGAGCUAUUAUCAUCUUCCGCCGCUUCUAAAGAGAUGUUUCACAUACCUUGCUUUGUUUCCCAAAGACUACGUUUUUGACAAGAUUGAAUUGGUCAUAUUGUGGAUGGCAGAAGGUAUUGUUCAACCAAAACCAAAUGGAAAGAAACGGGUAGAAGAUAUAGGGGCUGGGUAUUUUGAUGAACUAUUUAUGAGGUCCUUCUUUGACUUAUCUGAUCGUCGUCCUUCUAACCAUUUGGCAUCCCCUUAUGCUAGGUCAAACAGAUCUUAUACAAGUGAAGAGUUGCUAUAUGAAUCACCAAAUAAAUUACAAGUUAGGUCAUUUUUUGAGUCAUCUAGUAACAUGGGAUCAGGAUAUGUGAUGCAUGAUUUGAUCCAUGACUUGGCAGAAUUUGUUUCAGGUGGAAUAUAUUGUAGGAGAGAGUAUGAUAAAGCAUCCAAAAGUCUUACAACAACCACCCGUCACUUGUCAUACCUCACGAACAAUUUUAAUUUUGAGGCAACAGAAUUUGAGGCCAUGAAAAGUUUACGCACCCUUUUAGAUCUGGAAUACUAUGAGAAAUUUGGUAGUUCCAUGCAAUUCCAAUUCCAAUUCCAAUUCCUGCGUGUGCUACGUUUCAGAAUGUAUCACAAUUAUGAGUUGCCUGAUUCAAUUGGAAAUUUGAAACACCUAAGGCUUCUUGAUCUCUCAUUUUCUUAUAAUAUUGUGAGGCUACCUGACUCAAUUACAAGUCUUUACAAUCUACAAACGUUGAUCCUAACUGGCUGUGAGAAACUUAUAGAGUUUCCGGAGGAUAUGGGUAACCUCGUAAACCUUCGACAUCUUUUUCUCCCUGUAUGGUCGAUAGAGGAUAAUUCAUAUAAGAUGCCAGUAGGUGUGGGUUACUUAACUAGUCUGCAGACAUUGAGCACAUUUUUUGUGGGGUCCAAAAAUGUUAGCGAGUUGAGGGAAUUGUCUCAACAACUCCGUGGGUGUCUGGACAUUUCAAAUUUGGAAAAUGUAGGCAAUAAUGGGUCAAAAGCCAUGGUGGCGAAUUUAAAGAAUAAGCCGCACCUUCUUGGGCUACAAUUGCGCUGGAGUCAUUAUAAAAACAAUGACAGUUUUCCUGAUUUGGAGAGAGAUGAAAAAGUAGAGGAGGAUGUACUUGACCAAUUACAACCUCAUACCAAUCUUGAAGCACUAUGGGUUUUAAACUAUGGUGGUACGCGAUUCUCAAGCUGGAUAGAGCAUCCUUCCUUUUCUCAUUUAGAAACCGUGAGUCUCAUUUGUUGUCGCAAGUGCUGGUUCUUGCCUAAUCUUAGGCAACUGCCUUUUCUCAAACACCUAGUCAUCCAUGAUUGUAGUACUAUAAAAAUUGUGGGAUGUGAGUUAAAUAGGGAUGGUUCAUCAUCAACUUAUAAGAAAUUUCAAUCAUUGGAGACGCUAAGUUUUCGAGGAAUGGUAGAAUGGGAGGAGUGGCCUGAAGAAGAUGAAGAAGGUGGAGGACAAUUUCCUUGCCUCCGUGAGCUGAUUCUAAAAUAUUGUCCCAAGCUGAGGAUGUUCUCUCACUGGUUCCCUGUGUUGGUGGAGCUGAAAAUAGGAUAUUGCGACAACCUAACUGAACUACCACGGCUUCUUCCUUCAUUACGGUGGCUCGAUAUCAGGAGAUGCCCAAAAUUGGUGGUACUUCCGAAUCUUCCUUUCAUUGAGAGGUUGUAUUUGUCCAAAUGUGUCCAUUUAACAGCAUUGUCUGAAUCUGACAGCCCAUCAUCAUCAUCAUCAUCAGCAGCAGCAGCACUAGCACCAGCACCAUGUGUACAUAACUCAUUCCCUUGUCUCCGGGAACUAAAAAUUGAGCAUUGUCCCAAUUUGAGAGAACUGAAACACAUAUUUCCUUCUUUGGAGUUGCUCCAGACAAGAGAUUGCAAAGAACUUUGUUUUCUUCCCAAGCUUCCAUCUGUCAAGCAGUUGAGCGUUGAGAGAUCAAAAGUUGAAAUCAAAAGUUGUCCUUCUCUUGUGUCCUUUCCGGAAACAGGGUUUCCCGUUGUGGUUCGACAAUUGGAGAUUAGAUAUUGUGAGAAUCUGGGGUCAUUGCCCAAGGGACUGAAUACUCUCACGUCUCUCCAAGAACUUGAAAUCACAAGUUGCCCUGCUCUUGUGUCCUUCCCGGAAACAGGGUUACCCGCCGCACUUCGAAAAUUGAAGAUCCAAGAUUGCAAGAAUCUAGAGUCCUUGCCCAUGGGAUUACUUCACAACCUCACAUCCCUCCAAUCAUUAGCACUUUGUGGAUAUCCAAACCUAAGCUCCUUACCUGAUGGAUUGCACAAACUCAUGUCCCUCCAAAGAUUAGAAAUCAAAGAGUGCCCUGCGCUUGAAUUCUUUCCUGUUAUGGGGUUACCCAACAUGCUUCGAGAGCUAUUGAUUCUAAAAUGUGGGAAGCUCAAUUCUUUGCCCAAAGGGCUCCAACUCACAUCCCUCCAAAUAUUAAGGAUCGAACAGUGCCCUGUUCUUGAGUACUUUCUAGACAUGGGGUUACCCAUUGCGCUUCAGGAGCUAUGGAUUUUAAAAUGUGGAAAGCUGAAUUGUUUACCCAAGGGGCUGCAACUCACAUCCCUCCAAAUAUUAAUGAUCGAAGAGUGCCCUGCUCUUGAGUCCUUUCCAGACAUGGGAUUACCCACCGCACUUCGGAAGCUAUCGAUUCUAAAAUGUGGGAAGCUGAAAUUUUUGCCCAAGGGACUGCACAACCUCACAAAUCUUGAACAACUGGAGAUUGAGGAAUGCUCUUUUCUUAUGGAGUGCAAGAAUCUUGAAUUUCUCUAUAGCUCGGGCCUUCAUAAUCUCAGCACUCUCCCAUCUCUCAUCAUUGGUGGAUGCCCUGCUCUUGUGUCAAUUCCAAAGGGCAUGCUUCCCACCAAUCUUAGAUAUUUUUACAUCAAGGACUGCCCGAUUCUUGAAUCCAUAUACGAUGGACUCUUCAACUUAACCUCUCUUGAAUAUCUGGAUAUCCAGAACUGUCCAAUGCUAACACAACAGUGCCAAGAGAGGGAAGGGGAAGAGUGGUCCAAGAUUGCGCAAAUCCCUGUAGUAAUAAUAGAUGGCGAACGUCAGUAAAGCCUAACCACUUUUAAGUGAGGAGGAUGAUAAGAUGCGAAGAGCAUGAUGGAAUGCUAUAACAGACAUACAAGGCAGAUCAUUAUUAUUAUGAGAAUUUUCCAAGAUGGAUUGCUUCUUCUCUUUGAAAAUGCUCAUCAACCACGCGCAGUUGCUGCAGAGUCAAGUGCAGGUCAGAGUUUCAGUUUCUGUCAAUGAGACUAGCAGCGGUUAACCCAAGAAUCGACUUCAGCCUUGACAACUUCUACUGGCUUCAUAGUGAAGCAUUUCUAUUUAGUUAGUGGCAGAGUGGAUGCCUAAAGUACUGGUAGAUUCCUCAGCACACUAACAGUUGAGCCAAUGAUAUGUGUCUGAACUUCAAUUCAAUGGAGAAAGAUGGAAGCAGCAUCAAUAUCAGCAUCAGCAGCUGUGGGAGGUCGAUGUGCUGCAACCGCCAAACUGGGAGAGAGACAAUCACAACAAUUACGAUCCAUCACAGAACUCUAUUUUCAAUUACUACUAUUUGGCUGACUCAGGACAAGGCAGAGAAGAAGGUGGAGCAGAUCAAGUUAUCAGUAUACAUUCCAUUCCACUGAUUUUUCGAACAGUGAGAAGCAGCUGAUACCACUAGCCCAAGAAUGCCAGAAACCCUUGGGAAGUCAUCCUGCUGAACCGUUGCCACACCAGCUGAGGUCACCAAUUUAGAAGAUAUUAGUGUGAUUUAUACCACCAGGAAUCAGCAGAUGGUGCAGAAAAAGAAGGUUAUGAUGCUUUGGAUCAUAUGGAAAUGACAAUCCACUCUGGAAUCAGAUACAGGGGAUGAACCCAUGUCUCUGUCUGAUUUAUCAUCCAGCUUCCAGUCUAUAAAUCAUACUAAGAACAAUGGCCUUGUUCACAGUUGAUGCCAUUUGAUUAUGCCAGUGGCAAGGAAACAGGAAAAAAUGGGAGAGGAUAAGGCGGCAGGGGGACAAAGGGAGAGCCAUGAAGGCCUGAGAGGCCUGGUUGGCUUGAAGGGAAGACACAAAAGUUCAGCUGUCAAUACGGGCCCAAUAGAUGAGGGAGCUAAAGAUAUUCAGCAACCUAGACGAUGCCAAGCUUUCCCAGUCACGGUGAAUCAAAGUGCACUUUUCGUUGAGCUUGGAGGUGGUGUAUUCUUUUUUCUUGUUCUUUUCUCUUGAUUGAACUUGGAAAAAAAAGGCAUUUGAGCAAUUGAGAUUCCUAGUUAUUAAGUGCUUGAAAGAAAUUUCACAAGACUAACAUAAUCUAUUGCACUAUUUCAGGGCUCCUCAACCAUUAGCUCACUUGUCUAAGUGGGUCCUUGGCCGAUGCAUCAUAUUUCCUCUCUGAUCUUUGAUUUUACAUUUUGAACUGAUUUGGACCCUAACUAACCAUUGUUAUUAGUCUGUACUAAUCUGCAGGAAUGUUAGUUGGAAGUUGAGAAGAUUAAGAUUAGAGAUGUAGGAGAAAGAGAGAAGAGAGUGCAGGUAUGUUAGUUGGAAGUUGAGAAGAUUAAGAUUAGAGAUGUAGGAGAAAGAGGAGAAGAGAAGAUGUGAGAGAGAGAGAGAGAGAGAGAGAGAGAGAGAGAGAGAUGAGGGAAAAUCGUGAGAGAGCUCUUGGCUCAUCUCACCUAUAUUAGUUUCAACUAAUACUUUAGGGAAUUACAAAUUCCUCCUUAAGGGAGGUGAAAAAGAAAUAGAAGGAAAUACAAAUUAGGACAAAAUAAUAUAAAGACAGUUCUUAAAGUACCCUUAUUACAUAUAUUCCAACACUCCCCCUCAAACUGGAGAAUAAAUGUCAUACAUUCCCAAAUUGCAUAAGAGGGAACUAAACUGGUGAGGAAUGAGUCCCUUGGUGAAGAUGCCUGCCAAUUGAUCACCUGUCUUCACAAAGGGCUUGCAAAUGUUGGCAGUGUCAAUUUUUUCUUUGAUGAAGUGACGGUCCACUUCAACGUGCUUGGUUCUAUCAUGUUGCACUGGAUUAUGAGCAAUGCUUAUGGUUGCUUUAUUAUCACAGUAGAGACGCAUAGGUCCAUCAGUAUCAUAUCCCAACUUAAGAACUAGUCGUCUCAACCAAAUGAGUUCAAAAACUCUAUGAUCCAUUGCCAUAUACUUUUCCUCUGCACUAGAUCUAGUAACAAUAUGCUGUUUUUUGUCCGCCAUGUAACCAAAUUACCACCCACAAAUGUGCAAUAACCAGAGGUAGAUCAUCUGUCAAAGAUGGAUCCAACCUAAUCAACAUCAGAAUAACUUUAUAUCCUCAAGUGAUUGUUCUGGGCAUAUAAGAGUUUUUUUCCUGGAGAGGACUUCAAGUAUCUGAGGAUGCUGUAAACAACAUCCAAGUGCCCACUCUUGGGAGCAUGCAUAAGCUGGAUCACUACUUCCACUGCAUAAGUGAUAUAUGGGCGAGUCGGAGUCAGAUAUAUCAGAUUCCCACUAGCCUCUAGUAUUUGCCUGCACCAACAAGAGAAGAACCACAGUCUUCUCCUAACUUGUGAUUCUGCUCAAUAGGAGAACUUACCGGUUUACACCCCAACAUCAUUUUUUCUUUCAGCAGGUCUAACACAAAUUUCUCUAACACAAAUUUCCUUUGGCAAAUAUUGAUUCCCGUUUUAGACCUUAACACUUCAAUCCUCAAGAAGUACUUCAAGUGUUCCAGGUCUUUGAUCUCAAAUUGUUUGGUCAUUAAGCUUUCAGCCUGGCUAUCUCAUCAUUGUCAUCUUCAGUCACCACAAUAUCAUCAACAUAGACAAUCAACACUGUGAUGGUACCAAUACUUCUCCGGGUAAAUAAUGUGUGAUCUGCUUGAUUCUGGGAAUACCCAUUCUUUAAGAUGGCCUGCCUGAACCUCUCAAACCAAGCUUUUGGUGUGCUUGAGACCAUAUAGAGCCUUCUUUAGGAGAUACACCUUAUCAUCAGUUGCUAGGAAUUUGAAGCCAAGAGGGCGCUACAUAUACACUUCCUCCUCUAAGUCACCAUGGAGGAAGACAUUCUUCACCUUUAACUGAUAUAAGGGCCAAUUUCUGUUUACCGCUACAGAUAAAAGAACUCUUAUAGAGUUGUGUUUUGCCACAGGAGCAAAGGUCUCCUGAUAAUCAAUUCUAUAGACCUGAUUGUACCCUUUGGCCAAUAAUCUUGCCUUAUACCUCUCAAUAGCACUAUCCGAUCGAUACUUGAUUGUAUAGACCCACUUACAUCCAACUGGAACUCUUCCCUUGGGAAGAUCAACCAAUUUCCAAGUGCCUCUCUUCUCAAGGACCAUCAUUUCCUCAGAUAUGGCUUACUUCUAUUUUGGGUCUGUCAUAACCUCAAUAACAGUUUUAUGGAUGGAAGUAGAAGAAAGAGCAGUAAUAAAUGCAACACCUGUAGAAGAAAGAGCAUCAUAGGAAAGAAAUUAGGCUAUAAGAUUAGUAUAAGCACUCUUACCCUUUCGAACAACAAUAAGGUCUAACUUAAAAGGAGAAGAAAUGUUACCUGAUUGAGGAGGGUGAAACUAAUGAUGUGGAUCCAAAGAGGAUUCUUGGCAGGUCUUCUUUAUCCUUUUUGUUGCACAAUAUCAAGUUCCUUCUCUGUACAAAUCCCACCAGUGUCAACAAUAUCCAGUGUCAACAUCAUCCACCUCUUUAUGUUUCACAAUAUCAAAGGAUAAAGGAGUAAGAGGCAAAGGAAUAAGAAAUGGAAUAGCAUCAACAGCCUUUUCACUUUCACUUCCGUUAUCCCCCUGAAGUGGAUGCUGAUGAGAAGCAAAGAAAGGCACAGACUCAGGAAGGUGACACCUUUGGAUAGAAUUCGCGUACGAGAGGAAGGGUGAUAACACUUGUCACAUUUAGUAGUAGAAGAAUACCCAAGGAAGAGGCACUUGAGAGCCUUGGGAUCAAGUUUGGUGUGGAAGGAUUUGUUAACAUGCAUAUAACAAAUACAACCAAACACUUGAGGAGGAAGAGAAAAAGCAGAAGACUAAGGAGACAAGAGUGCAAAGGGAUUUUGGGACCCAAGGAUUUUGGUAGGCACACGAUUGGUGAGAAAUGUAGCAGUAAGGACAGCUUCAGAGAAAAAUAUAGGAACAUGCAUACCAAAUAAAAGGCUUCUACCAACUUCUAACAAAUGACGAUUUUUCCUCCUAGCUAUCCUAUUCUGUUGGGGUGUGUUAACAUAUGCAAGCUGAUGGAUAAUACCAUUGUCAGUGAAGAAAUUCUGUAACCACCAUACAUGUACUCCCCCCCUUUAUCAGACCGGACAAUUUUGAUCCUGGUUUCAAACUGGGUGUAGACCAUUUUAGAAAAGUUUUUAAAGGCAUCAUAAACCUCACUCUUUUGUUUUAUAAGAAUGGUCCAAGUGCAACGAGAGAAAUCAUCAACAAAUGAAACAAAGUAACGGUGGCCAAAUAAAGAGGUAGUAGGGCAAGGUCCUCAGACAUUAGUAUGCACAAUGUGAAAGAGAACAAGUGAUCUACUACUAUGAUAGGGAUAAGAUGAACAACAAUGUUUAGCAAAAGUACAUGGUUUACAAUGAAACACAUGAGGAGAAGAAAAAGACGUAAACAAAUGAGGUAACUGCUUCCUCAUAACAACAAAAGAAGGAUGUCCCAAACGUUGAUGCCAAAGUAUCACAGAAUCCAUAGGACUAUUAUCACUACGACCACAUGCAUAGGACUGAGGUGUAGUAAAAAAUGAUAAUUGUGGCUCAAGGCUGUAGAGUUCGCUGUCCUCACGUCCGCUGCCAAUAAUCCACUUUGUCACCAAAUCCUGAAAAAGACAGUGGGAAGGAAAAAUGUGAUACAACAAUUCAAAGAUUUAGUCAUAGUACUCACAGACAAAAGGCUCAAAGGUAAGGUUAGGGACAUGAAGAACUGAUUUAAGUGAAAUAGAAGAAGUAACGGGAAUACUACCUUCAUCGGAAACAAAAGAGAUCAGCCACCCGAAUCUUAUCCUUACCAGACAAAUGGAGUAAGAAUCAUAAUAGUGGGAUGUACCAGUCAUGUGGUCAGUGGCCCCAGAGUCAAUAACCCGUAAUGGAGUUGUGGAAGUUGCAGAUGUGGUGACAUGCAUAGUAGAAGCUGAGGCAUCCUGUGAGGUAGAUGGGCCAUCAAGUUGAGACAUGAACCGGUGGAGCACUGCAUUAUCAUCCAUAGAGAAGGAGCUGGUAUUUACCUGUGAGGGUCCUCGUGGAUCAAUCUCUAUCAUAUUAGCAAGGGCUGUAGCCCCACCUCGGCGACCACUACAUUACUAGUAGAUCCACCACAUGUACUAAGUCGGCCAUGAAGCACCCAACACCUCUCUCGAGUGUGCCUGGGUUUCCCACAAUGAUCGCACUGUUUGGGUCUAUCCUUGUCAUCCCCACGGGAUGAUCCUUGGCCUCAGCCACCUCGAAGCCAUUUUCUGUGAGUGGUGGAAGAAAGAGCAGAUAGCUCAAGUGGAGCAGACUCCAUAACACCUCUUCUUCUCCUCAAUAAGUAGCUACACACCUCAUCAAGGGAUGGAAGAGGUGACGGUCCCAAAAUCUGUAUCCGGAUUUGCUCAUAAUCUGAGUUCAACCCUCCUAGUAAGAUUAGAACUCACUCCUUUUCAAGGGAUCUGUAGACCUUGGUUUCAUCUUUCGGGAUUAGACAACUGAAGGUCUUAAUAAUGAUGAUACUCCUCCCAGUCCUAUAAUAGUAUUGUAAUAUUCAAAGAUAGUCUUGUAUCCCUGCUUCAUAGAGAGCUUGGUGAAGGAGUUGGUAGACUUUAACAGUCACCCACCCUGUCAUAGCUCUUAGAGACACUAUCCCAAAUAUCCUUAGCAGUUUCCUUCUGGAUAAUUCUUCUGCUGAUCUUAGGUUUCAUGGAAAAGAGGAGCCAAGUCAUAAUAGUGGAAUUUGCAGUUUCCCAUUUAUGAUAUUUUGGAUUAGUGACAGCAGGAGCCUUGAUAGUCCCAUUAAUAUAUCUGAGUUUCCCUUGACUUAAGGAUAACUUCAUAGAGUCUGACAAGUCCAAAUAGUUGGUGCUGACAACUUGACAAGGGAAAUUUGAGUGUUGGGGUUGGCAAAGACAAUUUGGUUGGUAUUGGUACUACUCGGCCCACCUGAUGUAGUUUCCAAAGGUUCAAUGAGAUCAGACAUGAUGGGUGGAUAUUCUUAAACAAUCACAGUUGGAGAUCUAAAGCAAGGGGCAACACAAUACCCAAAUAUUGUCUUCUCAGAACCAAGAAAAAAAAUUCCAGCAAGCUAAAAAACCAUGAAACUUAGGAUAAAACCCAUCAAAUCCACUAUUAAUUGUAGAACUCCAUUCCAAUCUCACACAUAUGCAUCAUAAGAUAUGAUACAUGCAACCGAAGAGCACAAUACUAGUCAUUUCAGGCCAUAUAUGCGAAAUAAAAGGUUGCCGUCGUUACCUGGCAGGAAGCAAAGAUUUGAGGUGUGUCCCAUCAACACCACAAAUCUCAAACCACUACUUAGGAUGGCCAAACAAGGGACCUUGGGUGACACUUACAGGCCUAGCCCCAUCCCCAACAUUCGCUUGAGGAGAGAUAGACAGAGAGAAACUCGAAGUUGGAGCUGGUGGUAAUGGAGUACAGGGCAUGAAAGCUUGCUUUGAGCUCCAAUAAGGCCUUGUAAUGGUUCAAUCUCCCUCCAAGCAUCUUGAAAGCUCCAUUAAGUCACCUUGUUGAAUUUCUUUACAUAAUAUAGCCUCUAUUGGAACCCUAGAAAAUAAAGGUGGUCCAAAAGAGACUCAAAGAAUGAAAGGAAGAAGCCUUAGUCGACUCUCAAACUCCUUGUAGCUCUGAUACCAAGUUGGAAAUUGAGAAGAUUAAGAUUAGAAAUGUAGGAGAAAGAGAGAAGAGAGGAAGAGAGAAGAGGAGAAGAUGAGAGGAGAAAGAGAGAGAGGAGGGAAAAUCGUGAGAAAGCUCUUGGCUCAUGUCACCAAUAUUAGUUUCAACUAAUACUUUAGGUUUACAUAUUCCUUCUUGAGGGAGGUGAAAGAGAAAUAAAAAAAAAUACAAAUUAGGACAACUUUUUGGGUGUGAUGCAUUUCUUCUCUUGAUAACCUCUGUGGUUGCUUUCUUGUUAACGAACAACCUACAUUGGGUGCUGCAAAAGCCAAGAAGAUAUGUUCUUUCUCUGGUCGGCCCAACUUUUUUCUUGAAAGCUCAAAACAGAAUAUGAUUCAGUUGUGGAAUACUGUGAGGGAACUCAAUGUGUUUUUUCUCACCUUAUUCAUUUUCUUGUGGCAAGCGACACCACAGUUAGAUUCCACAAUGUUUUUCUUUACAUAUGUUCCAUUACAAUCAUCUAAGGUCAUUUUUGCUUUAUUUGUAGGAUGAUGUGCUUCACAUCUUCACAGAUGCUUAAAACUUAUUUCAAUUAUAACAUAGAAUUUCCUUUUAGUCUCUAAAUCCAGUUUGGCUCCUUUUUGGGUUUCAGGACAAACAAAUUUUGGUUUUGAUCCUGAAUUUAUAGGUCCUGUCAAACUUGUUAUUUCAAUUGUAUCUCUAUUAGGAGUUGGGCUGUAUAAUGGGUUUUUGAAGAAUGUUCCUCUGCAGAAGAGUGACAAUUAUAGGUGGAGCUCCUAGGUAACACAGAUAUUCCUUGUAACUGGACUAAAUCAGCAGUUUAUUGUAAGUUCUGGGUGAUUCUUUAUUGGAGAUUCUUUGAUAGUAACUGUACUUGGUCAGGAUAAAGUACAAAUGUUGUGACCUGGUGGUCAAGCGAUCGAAACAGCCUCUCGACAUUCUUGGGGUAAGGCUGUGUGGUUCUCACACAUGCGGGAGCCUUGUGCACUGGGGAGUCAGAAUGCUAAUUGAAUUCAUGACCUGUAUAAAAUCUUCAUCAGUUGUUUACCAUGGGCAUGUAAGAAUCGUAUACUUGUUCACUUGAAAAAUAAAGUGAUUGGUGGUAGUACUGUUCACAUUCUCAAUUAAAUGGACCGUGGACACCUUGAUAUUCCUGAAGCAGGCACUGCAAAUUUACUUCCAUCAAAUGUAGUUACAGUAGCAGAAAGAGUGACAAAAAAGGUUAAGUCACAGUUAAGCAUGAAAGUGUUGUGACUAAUGGGCACUUCAGAAAGAACUGGCGGAAUUAUGUCAAGACAUGGUUUAACCAGUCUGCUUGCAAGACCAAUAGAAGUCUUCGUACGUACCUCCAUCAGCAGCAUUGAAAAGUUGGCAUGCGUAUUUCCCACUGUUUGCUGACUACAUCAAAAAUAGCAGGAACAUCCCCUACAACCCCACAUCCCAAAAAAAAAAAAAAAAAAGAAAAAAAGAAAAAAGAACAAUUGAUUCUGAAGAGGAUGCUGAAUUCUAGGAAUGGGCCUAGGUGCUGUUAAUGAGAAGCACCAAAGUGACACUGAUAGGGGUGAUGAACGGGAGAGAGACAGAGGGAGGAACAGAGAUUGAGGAAAAUAAAUGCUAUCAAAGUUAAGAUAAUGGUGGCCUUGAGAAUGUGAAAACAGAUAUGCAAGAUGUAUCAUUAUAUGACUGUCCGAUAACACAGUGAAGCAUCCUAAGAUGUUUGAAAAUUUUGGUAUGUCUCCAUCUAGAGGAGUCCUCUUCUAUGGACCUCGAAGAUGUGGUAAAUCCUUUCCUGCAAAGGCAAUUGCUAAUGAGUGCCAACUCAAACAGCUUUCAUUAGUAUGCAAGAACCAGAGUUGCUCACCAUGUGGAUAGAAGAAAGUGAGGUCAAUGUGCAAGAGCUCCUUUGACAAGCACUCCAGUCAGCUGCAUGAUUACUUUUCUUUGAUGAACUCAAUUAUAUUUCCAUUUAGGUACUACUUCCUAUAACUCCCUUGGCUAUUUUGGGACAAUUAAUUGUUAAUGUUCUGUGACAGCAUGAUGUGGCUCAGCAAAACCAUCUCAGAGGACUCUGAUUAUAGUUUAUGUUGUUAUUUGUGCUUUCUUUUUUGUUUGUCUCAUAUCCAAAGGAAACUCGGAUAAAUAUUCGAUAAAUGAAUAUUGUUGUCACUUAUGCUUCACAAAUUACUGUUUUAUGCCAUAUAAUAUGUUCAAAUAUCAAUAUUUUUC